This is a messenger RNA of Dentiscutata heterogama, 2579 nucleotides long. NCBI's taxonomy places the organism in Eukaryota, Fungi, Glomeromycota, Glomeromycetes, Diversisporales, Gigasporaceae. The record is from the annotation of a GenBank genome assembly.
AUGGCCACCGAGAAAGUAUCAUUUUUAGAAAGUCAGCAAAGUAGGGAAAUCAUAGAAUUAAGUCAGCUUUUACAGGAAACUAGUGACAAUGUCACAACGAGCCCUUCAGGCUUACCACUAUCUGCCAAACGCCCGGUUAUUAAAAAAAUAUUGGAAGCAAUGGCGGCAGGGAUAGACGUGUCGUCUCUAUUUGGCAAUGUUGUCAAGGCAGCUUCCACAAAAGAUUUAGUUCUCAAAAAACUAGCCUAUAUAUACAUAUCAACGCAAGCUGAACAAAAUGCAGAUCUGGUAAUACUAGCAAUCAAUACUUUUCAAAAGGACCUUCACGAUGAAAAUUUAUUUGUGAGAGGGUUAGCAUUACGUACAUUAUGUUCAAUGAGGCUCUCAGAAUAUGUACCAUACAUGCUUGAAUCUUUAAAUUCUGCUUUAAAAGACUCAAGCGCGUACGUGCGCAAGACAGCUUUAAUUUCAUGCAUCAAAGUAUUUCAUCUUUCUCCAAAGCAUGUGUUAGACACUACUUUGAUUGAUCAAUUAUAUAAGACUCUUGGAGAUGGAGAUCCCGAGGUUGUCGCGAACUGCGUUGUGGCUUUGAAUGAAAUAUUACAUUCUCAAGGUGGAAUGAACGUUAAUAAAAAGGUUGCUCUGUAUUUACUUCAGAGAAUUCGUGAUUUCAAUGAAUGGCACCAGUGUUUAAUAUUGAACACGCUAGUUAGAUAUAAACCUAAUGAAGAAGAUGAAAUAUAUGAUAUAAUGAACCUUUUGGAUGACAGGCUCAAGCAUCACAAUAGCGGUGUGCAGUUAGCUACAAUGAAAUUAUUUAUAUAUUUAACUAUUAAUAUCCCAGAAAUUCAGGAGGAUUUGUACAAAAGAGUUAGGGAACCACUGUUGACGUUAUUGUCAUUGGGCAAUCCGGAAAUUGCAUACUCGUGUUUAGAACAUUUAAUUUUAUUGGUGAAAUUAGCACCUCAAUUAUUUCAGCCUGAUUAUAAACAGUUUUAUCGAAGGAUAAAAGAACCGUCAUUUGUUACUUUAAAGAAAUUAGAAUUGCUUCAAGAAGUUGCUACAGAUAUCAACGCCAAAGAAAUUGUCGAUGAAAUUAGUUGUUAUAUCACUAGUGAUAAUGGAGCCAUUGCGAACAAAUCAAUACAAACUAUAUCUAAUAUUGCUAUACGCAUCGGAAGCAUAUUGACUUAUUCCCUCGAAAUUUUCAUAAAAUUAUUGGAAACCGGCAAAGAUAAUAUUGUGUCCGGUAUUAUCACGAUACUUGAAGAUUUAUUAAACGAAAGCCCUGAUAAGUUUGAUGGGCUACUCUCUGUUUUGCCAUCUAUUUGGGCAUCUGUAGACUUAACAUCGCCUGCAGGACCGGCAUUUCUAAAUCUUUUAAUGACUGUUGGAAAUACACUACCAGAAACUCCUUAUAUUUUAGAAUCUUUAAUUGAAGAUAUAGAAAAUUAUCCAGAAACAUCAUUUCGCUUGCAACUUCUUAAUUCUUCAGUAGCUCUAUUCUUGCUACGACCCGCAGAAUGUAAGGAUAUGCUGGCAAAAUUAUUUAAGUACACUAUGAAAUCAACAGAACAUUUAGAAGCCAAGAAAAUUUUCGAUUUUCGACAUGAAACUACGAAAAUUUCAAAUAAAAAUUCAUGGAAUGCUACAAAGGGUCGUCCAUUGUACGAAUUCAAUACACUAUCUAUCACUUAUGGGAAGCCGCCAGAACAAUUUAUAGCUGAUACCGGGCCAACUUUUUAUUGGCAGAAUAAUCAAGAGAUUGAUUCGCAAUUUUCACCUACUCUGGAAUUUGAUACAGCUAGCGAGCAUAAUAGAGAUACCUUUACACUAUCAAGCGAGAAUCCAAUCGACGCAGACGCCAAUGUUUUCAAGUCAUGUUGGAGUAAAUUUAUAAGCAGUGAUCAAUUAGAAAUAUCACUCCCAGAAACGUCUAUGCUUGUAAAAUCUUUGACACCUGAUGACAUUGAAGAUGUAUUUAAGGAGAGUAACAUUUUUACUAUGGCUUCAGGAAAUACGGGAGAUGUAUUGAAAUUCUUUUUAUAUGCUAAAGAGGAAAAUUCUCAUGUGUUGAUAUUAUGCGAGUUGAAAAUUAAUAUACAUCUAGCAUCAGCUAAUAUUAACAUUAAAACAGGAUACUUACCACAAGAUAAAAUUGUUUCAGAUGCACAGGAAACAGAAUUAUUUAAAUAUUCACAACAUUUUUCACAUUAUUUAACUACAUGUUUACAAAAUUUGAAGAAUUUAAUAGAGUAUCAGACAUUUUUGGACAGUGAGCGAAUAUACACAUGCUCUAAAUGCCACACACACCUUGCUGAACACAAAGAACUCAUUUCUAAAGCAUUCCAAGGCCGACUUGGACGUGCAUACUUGUUCAAUGCAGUUGAGAAUGUUUGUCUUGGACAAAAAGAAGAUCGUACACUUAUAACUGGAGUACAUACUGUCAAAGAUAUAAGUUGUAUUGGUUGUAAUACUGUUAUUGGGUGGAAAUAUGUACAUGCUUUUCAAGAAGAUCAGAAAUACAAAGAGAAUAAAUAUAUAGUAGAGAAAGCAAUGAUUCUGAAAGAAAACAAUUG